This is a messenger RNA of Diospyros lotus (date-plum), 746 nucleotides long. Its product is annotated as probable prefoldin subunit 4. Gene Ontology annotation, cellular component: cytoplasm; prefoldin complex. The record is from RefSeq and is a predicted model, not a curated record. The transcript has 3 exons. Gene Ontology annotation, biological process: protein folding. The coding region runs from base 122 to 505 and encodes 127 amino acids. Lineage: Eukaryota; Viridiplantae; Streptophyta; Magnoliopsida; Ericales; Ebenaceae.
GCUGAUUGCGAAGUACAGAAGGCACAAAAUAGAUUUCGAGGGUACCGUUUGUUCUUCUUCGUGCCUCUGCAGUUGAGGAAGCAAAGAAUUGCUUCUCCUUCAUCAGCUUCUCGGAUUCGAUAUGCAGCAGCAGGGAGGGGGUUCAGAUUCUGAGGUGACAUGGGAGGACCAGCAGAACAUCAACAAAUUCGGUCGAUUGAACAAUCGGUUUCACGAACUCGAGGAAGAGAUUAAGAUCGCCAAGGAGACAAAUGAGAAUCUCGAGGAUGCAAGCAAUGAGUUAAUCCUCACAGAUGAAGAAAUAGUUCGUUUCCAGAUAGGGGAGGUUUUUGCUCAUGUACCCAAGGAAGAAGUGGAUAGCAGGUUAGAGCAGAUGAAAGAGGCAACCAGCAAGAACUUGGAGAAGUUGGAAGAAGAGAAGGAUUCUGUACUUGCUCAGAUGGCCGAGUUAAAGAAGAUACUUUACGGGAAGUUCAAGGAUUCUAUCAACCUUGAGGAGGAUUAAGAAUUUCUAACUUUAUUAAUGUUUGAUGCUUUCUUCUUUUAAUAUGAUCUUCCUUUCUUUGUUUCUUUCUUUCUAUGGUACUUUCGUGGAACAACUUCAUAUCAUUUGGGAAAAUGACAGUAGUUGUCAAAAUUAAAGGUUUUGUUAUUCAUGUGAGUAGUGAGCACUAAACUCCAUCCUCUACUGUCUCUGCUUAGUUCACUUCAAAUUGGUGAAACAUGAAUUGACUCAUUCGCUCCUA